Messenger RNA from Colletotrichum higginsianum IMI 349063, 1536 nucleotides. RefSeq names its product F-box domain-containing protein. Gene Ontology annotation, biological process: SCF-dependent proteasomal ubiquitin-dependent protein catabolic process. The record is from RefSeq and is a predicted model, not a curated record. Gene Ontology annotation, molecular function: protein binding. The coding region runs from base 1 to 1536 and encodes 511 amino acids. Gene Ontology annotation, cellular component: SCF ubiquitin ligase complex. The transcript is spliced from 2 exons. NCBI's taxonomy places the organism in Eukaryota, Fungi, Ascomycota, Sordariomycetes, Glomerellales, Glomerellaceae.
AUGACGGACCAGCCGCCACAGCUCGACUCGGAGCUGGAGUCAUUCCGGCAGCAAUGGCGCUCAGAGCUCAACACAAAGAAAACUAUACCGGAAUUGCAGACCUCUCAACCCAGACACAAGGCACCAGCAUUUUCCAAGCCAUCCGCCCCCGCAGAGAGCUCGAGGGUCGCGGCCGCAAAGAGAUCUCAACUGGAAGAGGACGAGGAAUAUGCCCGUUCUCUGGUUUUCGAUGAACCAACGCCCUUACCUUCAGGGCCCAGUUCGGUGCAAUCCGCACCGCAAGAGUCCAAGGAGCUGGUAUCGGCCCUGGACCAUUUUGAGGAAGCCGUGGAGAAGGAGGCCAUUGGGAGUUUGGGCGACAGCUUAAAGCUGUAUCGCAAGGCUUUCAGGAUGGAUAGCAGAGUGGAUUUGGCAUACAGAAAGAAGCAUUUCCCUGCCGCCGCGGCGAAAGUGGCUCAGCCGUCAGCGUCGGACGCUCAGGCUGCUGGGCCAACUGCGGCAGGCAAGCCAUCAGAUGCGCAACAACAGACCAUUGGCGAACUGAUUGCCAGUUUUUCCGGCCUUUCCGUAGCAGCAGCACCUCCGCCCGUGGAGGGAGACCCAGAACCGCCCUGCCCUAUCGCGGAGAUGCCCCAGGAGAUUCUGGUUCACAUCUUUAAGGACGUUGCUGUCCUCGACGUCGGAGACUUUGUUCGCCUUUCGUUAGUGUGCAAACGUUUUGCUUAUGUCGUCGCCACCGAGCAACAGAUCUGGCGCUGCGUCUGUCUGGGCCCGGAAUUCGGCUUCUCUGGGAUGCAUUACCAUUGGCAAAGAGGCGUUUCCUGGGAGCCCCUGGGGCAGGAAGAGGACACGACAGACCUGGAGUACGUCACCAUGGAGGAGUUGGCGCGACGCCGCUGGGACGAAAACGAAGCCACCACCUUCGCGCUACUGUCGGAUAUCUACUCGUCGUCGUGGCAGAGCAUGUUCAGACACCGGCCGCGGAUUCGCUUCAACGGCUGUUAUAUCAGCACCGUCAACUACAUCCGCCCGGGCCAGGCGAACGCGAACCAGAUCACAUGGAAUAGCCCCGUGCAUAUCGUCACGUACUACCGGUAUCUCCGCUUCUUCCGCGACGGCACCGCCAUCAGCCUCCUCACCACCGACGAGCCUGCCAGCGUCGUACACUAUAUGACCCGUGAGCUGCUCGAGCAGCACCGCGGCGGCGCCGCCGCCCACCUGCCGUCAGUCGUCAUGCAGCACGGCCUCCGCGGGCGGUGGCGGCUAUCUUCUGCGCUGGACCACCCGGACGCGCCUCUGAACGAGACCGAGGGGGACUUGUUCGUGGAGACGGAAGGGGUCGGCGUGAAGUACACGUAUAGAAUGUAUCUGGAGGUGCGGAGCGCGGGGAAGGGGAAGGGCGCGCGGAACACGAAGCUCAUGUGGAAGGGCUUCUACAGCUACAACAAACUAACGGAUGACCUGGGCGAGUUCGCGCUAAAGAACGGCAAGCCCUUCUUCUUCAGUAGAGUUAAGAGUUACGGUGUCGGCGAGUGA